AUGGCUUCUGUUCCCGCCCGCAGGACCAUGGAGGUGGCCCUGCAGGAAAGGCCGCCGCCCCGGCUCCGCGAGCCUUUGCGCCGCCGCCCCGACCUCCCUGCCCGGGCCUCGCCUCUGAUCCUGCUGCUGCUGAUGCUUGUCUUCCCGGAGCUGCUCAGCGCUCAGGAGAAUCUAACAUCACCAGUGACUGUGAAACAACCCUCAAAUACCGUGGAAGCUGUGUUAUCAAAUGGCCUGCCAUCUGCUAACCACACCAAACUUAGUGUUUCCAACACCAGUGCCCCAGCCCUUGUGCCCUCUUCAGAAAGAAAUGAAGUGACCACAUCUGUAGUCUCUCCAUCACCUACUACCAUGCCCCAAAUGGAAGCUGAUAUUACUGAAGAUACUAGAAUAGAGGAAGAGGAACUUCUUACACUGAACAGUUCUCCGUCUGUGGGCAAGGAUGCUUUGGACAAUGGGGAUUAUGGAGAACAAGACUAUGACUGGACUCCCAAUACCAGAGAUGAUACUGAUGAGCAAAUGCAAGAAAAUACAGGUUAUGCAGGAUUUGAACAGACUGUUAAUCUGAACAAUUUUCAUGAGUCAAAAUCUUUUAAGUCUCCAUCAUCAAAUAUAGAAGAGGAAGACAGCCAUUUCUUUUUUCAUCUCAUUAUUUUUGCUCUUUUGAUUGCCAUUGUUUAUAUCACAUAUCAUAACAAAAGAAAGAUCUUCCUAAUGGUUCAGAGCAGAAAAUGGCGUGAUGGUCUUUGCUCCAAAACUGUGGAAUAUCAUCGACUAGAUCAGAAUGUUAAUGAAGCAAUGCCUUCUCUGAAGAUUACUAAUGAUUAUAUAUUUUGAAAGUACUGUGAUCUGAGGUUACUUAUUUAGUCAUUUUCUUUGUCUGACUUUUUAUAUCAUAUUAUGCAGAUAUUUGCCAUAAACAGUUGGUACGUAAUUGAGAGGUUGACCUCUCAUUUUGUCAUGGUAAUUUGGAGAUAAGGGAUGAGUAUAAUUUUUAUCUUUAUUAUUAUCUUUAUUAUUUUUUCAGCUGAAUUCAGAUCUGAUACUGAAAAUGUGGAGCUAGAUAUUAUCUUGUGUACCCUGUUUUUUAAGGUUUAUUUAUCUUGUAUCCUCUGAAAGUGUCAGUGAAGCUAGUUUUUAAGUCCCUCAGAAUAUUUAUGUAAAUUUUAAAUAGUAUGGCAUUGCUGCAGUAGUCUCUUUGGUAGCCAAAUAUUGAGUUUUUUUUUAAAGCACAAAUUUCUUUGUGCUAUCAAACUAAUAUAAGUGAACAUAGCAGAUAUAAUGCCUUGCAUUUAAAUAGAACUUUUCUUCAGGAAAAGUACUUUAGAUAUUUUUUAGAAGACUUCUUCAAUACUCUUAGGCAAUUGGGAGUGCUCAAGUAGGCCAAAAUUUCAAGUUAAUGAUGCACCAAAUAUAUUGAAAUUUCUGGUGUGACAGACUUUAUGAUUGCAAUUUCUUCACUUAAGUGUUAAGGAAAUGUAAUUUAUCCUUUGUGUUAUUGAAUUAAACCUAGAAUUAGAAGUUUGAGUCAGAUGUAAAAUAUAAGAGGUACCAAAUGAUUAGAAGUCAUUGACUUCUUCAGGGUUCCAAGGUUGAUAGUUCAGUGGCAAGGAAUGGAUUACCAUGAAAAAUGUACUUAUUAGAUGGUUAUUUUAUAAUAAGAUUAAGGUGGGAGAUAGGAUAAAUUUUAAGGCAUAUUGUAUUAGACUGUAUCUACCCACGUCUAUCAUAUUCAAAUUAUACCUGAAUUAAAUCACAUAGAUUUUUGUGGGUACACUGCCUUUUUUUUUUUUUUUUUUUAGUUUGUCAUCUUGUUCACAGAUACAGAAAAUGACUGAUUUUCUUUUUGUGUACCUUUUAGUGAUGGUCAGAAUUGAUCACUAUGUAAAGAGAAGUGAUUUGAACUGAAGUGACUCAUAAGAAUCAUUGUAUGAUUUUUUUGGGGGGAAGAUGUCCUCAGAUAUAUUUUAAAUUUAUUAAGCAUAGAAAUAAUCAGUGGGAUCUCUUAUCUACUCAGAUGAAGCAGUUCAGCUUACUUCCUUCAGUUGAACACUUUACUCUCCUAGUACUGAGAAAGUGAAGCACAGAUGUCAUAUAUCAGAACUAUUUUCUUGCAGCAAUUUUUAUCAUAUUUGAACUUGCAUCAUUUAAUAUUUUGAAUUUUUUAAAAUAAAUAACAAGAAUUUCUAUGAUGUCACAGUAACUUGUGUCAUGUAUAGCAUUUCAGCAUGUAGUUAUGUUGCUGUUAGGAAGCAAUAAUUUAGUUUCACAUAACCAGGUCAGAUAACUUUAUAAAACACUUUACUGUUAAUCAGACUUUGUAAAGUGUGCUAACCAGUAAAUUAAACUCCUAAAUACUAUUAGUCAUAGUGUCUCAGAUAAUCUGGAGAAAAACAACAGCUCAGUGACUUGGCUUCAGACUGAGUUUAUUACAGAGUAUUUUAUUCUGUCUAAUAGUAGCAGGUAUUUGACCUGCUAAAUGAGUUUGUUGCUAUUGCUUCAGACUCUGACUUGGUUCUUUGUGGGGAAGUGUCUGUAAGUCAGUGUAGGAAUUUCUGCUUCUCAACUUCAUAGUUUCUUCGGCACAAAGCAGGGGGCCAUUCCUGCUUGACUUCUCAGGUCCCUUUUUUUCAGCCCAGGAACACACGUGAUAACUGAGCCAAAUAUAAGUUAAAAGGAAAGCAAAAAGUUCUAAGUAGAGUCUACAAGUUUCAUUAAAUGAAGAGUAUCAGAUAGUCAAUAAAUAUCCCUGAAGUGGGGUGAGAUGGGAAGAAAGGAAGAGCAAACUGACAUGAAAAGAAGCACUCUGCAGCUACUUAGUUAAUCUUUAUUGAAUUGAAUUGAGGCUGUCAAAAUUGGUACAUUUCUACUAGACCAUUACAUGGAGCAAAACAUGUACUAUAUAUUGUGGCAUAUAAGCCCACCAAUCUGUCCCGUAUAUUAUGAAUUAAUGGCAGUUCUUAAGUUAGAAAUGAGCACUCAAAUCUAUCUUGACCAUAUAAGUUACUAUUCCUCCCCUUUCCAGUUCCUCCUCUGUCCUCAUUUGCAGGCCCAGAUCAGGUGCCUGCCUGAGAAGGUUUACAAAGAAGACCUAAGGAAAAAACAGCUGUCCAGCAGAAAGUGAAGCAGAUAUCAGAGGAAGUGCUGAAAUCAUUGAGUAGUGGUGCUGAGAGGCAUGGUGUAUCAACAGUGCAAAUAAAAUUCUAGUUUUGUUAUAA
Vombatus ursinus (common wombat) is the source of this 3218-nucleotide messenger RNA. RefSeq names its product chromosome unknown C5orf15 homolog (gene CUNH5orf15). NCBI's taxonomy places the organism in Eukaryota, Metazoa, Chordata, Mammalia, Diprotodontia, Vombatidae. The record is from RefSeq and is a predicted model, not a curated record. Bases 1 to 837 code for a protein of 278 amino acids. The transcript has 3 exons.